Molecule: messenger RNA, 1755 nt
Organism: Myodes glareolus (Bank vole)
Lineage: Eukaryota; Metazoa; Chordata; Mammalia; Rodentia; Cricetidae
Source: RefSeq, a predicted model, not a curated record
GGGAAGUGACGCCCCCUGCGCGUCCUGGGGGACACCGAGGUCCCCGGUUCCGAGAAGGGGCGAGGGUGGCGGGGAAGCUACCGGGUCCGCAGGACCGGAAGCCGGCACCCCGUCCCGGGCACCCGUGGCCUCGCGACCCCGAGUGGAGCCGUCAGUCUUUGCUGUUUCUGAGAUGCGGGGGGCGGAGGUGGGAGAGGAGCCUCUCUUCGCAGCCCAGGCUGGCCCCGAACUCACAGAGAUCCCCGGCCUCUGCCUCCUGAGUGCUGGGGUUGCAGAUCUUCGACCCCCCGGAGGAGCUGGAGCGGAAGGUAUGGGAGCUGGCAAGGCUGAUGUGGCAGUCCUCCAGCGUGGUCUUCCACACGGGCGCCGGCAUCAGCACCGCCUCUGGCAUCCCCGACUUCAGGUCCGUGAACAAGGAGGGGAAACUGAGGCAGGGGCUCUUGCUGAUACUUCUGGGACCUAGAGGCCCCCAUGGCGUGUGGACCAUGGAGGAGCGUGGCCUGGCCCCCAAAUUUGACACCACCUUCGAGAGCGCCCGACCCUCGAAGACCCACAUGGCCCUGGUACAACUGGAACGCAGGGGCUUCCUCAGCUUCCUGGUCAGCCAGAAUGUGGACGGGCUGCACGUGCGCUCCGGCUUCCCCAGAGACAAGCUGGCUGAGCUCCACGGAAACAUGUUCGUAGAGGAAUGUCCCAAGUGUAAGACGCAAUACGUGAGAGACACAGUCGUGGGCACCAUGGGCCUGAAGGCCACAGGCCGGCUCUGCACGGUGGCCAAGGCGCGGGGACUUCGGGCUUGUAGGGGGGAGCUGAGGGACACCAUUCUGGACUGGGAGGACUCGCUGCCUGACCGGGACCUGAUGCUCGCUGACGAGGCCAGCAGGACCGCAGACCUGUCAGUCACCCUGGGCACCUCGCUGCAGAUCCGCCCCAGUGGGAACCUGCCCCUUGCCACUAAGCGCCGGGGAGGUCGUCUGGUCAUUGUCAAUCUGCAGCCCACAAAACACGACCGCCAGGCCGACCUGCGCAUCCAUGGCUACGUGGACGAGGUGAUGAGCAAACUCAUGAAGCAUCUGGGCCUGGAGAUCCCCACCUGGGAGGGACCCUGCGUGCUGGACAAGGCCCUACCGCCCCUGCCGCGCCCUGCUGCACCCAAGGCUGAGCCCCCUGUGCAUCUCAACGGCUCAGUGCACACUAUGUUUAAGCCAGAGCCUGACAGCCCUGUACCCCAGAGGCCCCCCAAAAGGGUGAAGACUGAGGCUGUCCCCAGCUGACCCGAGUGCGUGGGACAAGAGAGGUGCUUAUAGGAACCACACAUGUUGGGGUUUUUCUGUUUUUUUUUUUUAUGUACUGGGGACCACACCCAGGCUUGCACAUACUGUACCCCGCCUUUUUGGAUUUUUCUUUGAGACCUGGGCUCCCUGAGUCACUCAGGCUGCUCUUGAACUCAUCGCUGUAGCCCAGGCUGGCCUGGAGCUGGUGCCCUUCGCCCUGCAGCCUCCUUCCGGGUCCCUCCGGGGAAUCUCAGGAUACAGGGAGUCCCACAUGGAUGGAGGAGGCUAUGUCCCAGGGCUGGGAUUCACACGCCUCUCCACCGGCCACACCCCCUUGCGACUCAGGAUGUGCCCCGGCACCCACACACUCCACCCCACCCACCUUGACCCAUCUAUGCAUAGGAGGGAUAAGGGGCUCAUCUAGGCUAAGGGCCCCAGGCUUCCAAAAGCCCCCGAUGCAAUAAACACAGAAUUCCUUUCA